UGUUAUUAGUGUUUUUUCGUCUAAUAAAAUUCACAUCAACUGAUAAAAUACUGAAAUAUAUCUGAUUUAACGCGAAAAAUUCAGAAUCUUUAUUGUUCUUGUGAAUGAUCUCUAGUUGCAAGUUUUGUUUCUAUAGUAGUGCCAUUGAACGACGGGGAGCUUCAUCAAGAAAAAGAGUUUCCAGUCAUAGCGGUCGAUCGUAAUUAAUCAUUAACAUAAACGAAUACGUCGAUGUAAAAAUCUCUCAUCGAGGAGUAUUUAACUCCCUACCGAUAAUACUACGCGACUUUUAGUAUUUGAUAGGAGACAAAGGACCCCGCCGGUUGCAAAACGGAACGGAGGGAGGUCUCGCGCAUCGAAACUCAGCUGUUGCUAAGGCGAACACGACAUUAUGACAUCAUCCACCGGUGGCUUUCUUCCAACUACGAAGGAGAAUCGGCGAUCACGUGGGCUGUCGUCAUUCCUUCGCCAGUUAGCAUUUAAAGAAUAUAGCAAAUAGUAACAUGCAGAAGGGCGAUAUUUGGAAAAUGCAUCCGGUCAAUCGCUUCAGAUUUUCUUGGUAAAGAAUCAGAUAAGAUGACCAAAGAACCGGAAGAUAGAACGCUUCCAGUUACACCGUCCAAUUCAAUUCAACAAAGCUUAUCGGCUGCUGCGGAGGCUUUACCACCAGAAGUUCAGACGGAAGAGGACGUAGCCGAAUUAGAUGAUGCCACAUCCGAGGUGGGGGAAUGGGUGGACAUACCCGAACCACCCGACGGAGGAUGGGGAUGGAUGAUCGUUAUUGCUUCCUUUCUCAGUAACAUGGUGGUGGACGGCAUCACUUAUACCUUUGGAAUAUUUUUUAUGGAAUUCGUCAAAUAUUUUAAUUCGCCCAAAGGAAAGACUGCCUGGGUUGGUUCUCUUCUUUCUGGAUUCUACCUCAGUGUGGGACCUUUAGUGAGUGCCUUGACUAAUCGUUUCGGAUGUCGUCCCGUAUGUAUGACCGGCAGUAUAAUUGCGUGUUUUGCGUUCCUGCUCAGUACAUUGGCCCCGAACGUCGAUGUCUUGAUGGUUACUUACGGAAUGAUGGGAGGUGUUGGGCUUGGCCUCAUCUAUCUGCCUGCCAUUGUCAGCGUUGGAUACUACUUCUCUACGAAGAGGGCGUUUGCCACGGGAAUUGCCGUCUGUGGAUCCGGCGUCGGUGCAUUUAUAUUCGCUCCCCUCUGCCAGAAAUUACUAGAGAUAUACGGAUGGAAAGGAGCGCUGAUAAUCCUCGCUGGUUUCACCUUGAAUUGCAUGGUGUUUGGUGCUCUGAUGCGUCCUCUAAAUGCGACGGCCCCCAAACAGAAGCCAUUGCUACAAAGAAUCGCCGAAGAGAAAGAAAGAAGACGUCUUGACUCCCUCUGCGACAGCCAGUUCAUUUUAAUUCAACACGCCGAUGGUACUGUAGAAAAAAAACCUAAAUUGUUGCUGAAUAUGGAACCGGGUGUUCAUUCGACGCUGUAUUUAGACCAAUUUGGCAAAUCGCCGGCGGACACGCCUGUUAUUACCUUAUCUCCAAUUGAAGAAGCUCACAAAUCGCCUGCCAGUUCCAAAGAAGACGAAAUGGAAGAAAAGAAACCAGAACAACAACAACUCACUACCCCUGAUACUUCUUAUCCCCCACCCGUAAUUUCCAACGGUGGCUUAGCCAUUAGAGAAAUUGCCAAACGCAAAGGUCUUGUACCAAUCAACGGUGCCAUGAAACUUAGUCUCAGCAAUAUAACUGUUAAUAACGACUUGAAGAAACAUAAUAUAUCCAUGAAAUAUUCGUCGAGUGGUAUCCUCUGUCCUGGACAUCAGAACAAUAACUAUUUAGCCGAAGAAAUGUGGAAGAGGUUACAAGAAGAGCAAAUGCCAUUGGACGGUAAUCGUCGAUCGUCGUUGAAACGUAAUAAGAAAGAUUAUACUCGACCUCUGUAUAGGAAAGAUAUAUUUUAUAGUGGAAGCAUCGUUCAUCUACCGGAAUAUAUUCACUCUCAGAAAGACAUCAGAUCUUACGUUGCCAGUGUAAUAUCGAUACCUCGAGAAGGUGGCCAAGGAAACGUAGAAAAACCUAGACCUCAUCUAUGCCCUACUUUCCUGAAGCUUCCUAAGAGUAUGACCGAUACCAUCGACGAAAUGUUGGAUUUCUCUCUCUUAAAGAACCGAAUUUUUCUUAUGAUUUGCAUCUCUAAUGUCAUCGGAAUGGUCGGUUUCCCGACUCCCUUUAUUUAUCUCACCGAUAGUGCAACGACAAAAGGAAUAUCUCCCGACAAAGCGGCAUUUCUCUUAUCCGUCAUCGGAAUCACGAACACCAUAGGCAGGCUCAUCUUCGGUUGGCUCUCCGAUAGACCAAACGUUAGCGCCUUGUUUGUGAACAACGUUUGCCUGUUCUUAUCCGGAGUUUGCAUCUUCAUUAUGCCUUUUUGCCAAGAUUACGUCAGCAUUGUUCUUAUUUGCGUCGUCUUCGGCCUCUUUGUUUCUGCUUAUAUCUGUCUGACAUCCAUCAUCCUGGUAAAUCUGCUGGGUUUGGACAAGUUAACAAACGCAUUCGGACUCCUCAGUUUAUUUCGCGGAGGUUCCUGUAUGAUUGGCCCUCCAUUAGCCGGUUCCAUAUCUGAUUGGACUGGAAACUACAACAUUUCUUUUUAUGUUUCUGGUAUUUUACUGAUAAUUUCUUCCUUGAUCACGUUUGCCAUUCCUUGUUUGGCCAAAAAUGAAGCCGAACAACCUACCUGUAAUUUGCCGACCGUUAUCGAAGAACCGGAAGAGGAAGCCGAAGCAGUCGAAAUCGCACAAGUGGAAUCUGUCGUUUGAAAUUACAUCCGAGUCGGAAGAAUUUGCAUCCCGUUUUUUUUCCGACUGUUUUGUUUCUAAUCGUGAUAGUCGUCGACGACCACAAAAAUUGCACAGGUUGACUACAUCUGGCGAUUAAUGACAAUUACCUUGUAACUUUAUAAACAGAGCAGAACAAGGAACAAAUGUAUUCGUCAAAUAGGACUAAUUGUUCUUCCAAAUAUAAUCUUGUGUGAUUUCAAAAAGUUCCAGUCAGAUAAUUUGAAGCCAAAUAAGUUGCUGUCUUUAAGAGUUAGUAAGAAAAGGAUCAUUUCUGGCAAUAACGUAGCACAAAACUACACCAGAAAAUUCGGACUGGUGCAAUUAAAUCUCAGUUAAAAUACUCUUAUUUCAGACUUUAGAACUUAAUUUUCAGGAGACGAAGAAUGUUUUAACAAAUUAAUUUUUAUGACACGAACUUUUUCUUUUGCAAAAGACAAAGAUGGAGUUUUCAAUGUGAGAAAUAUUAGGAAAAUGGAACGAUCAGUUGCAGACUGUAUCGAAGAAAGGACCAAAGAAGAGGCAUUCAAAAGUAAUCUGUGAUAUCAGAAUUGCACGUAAAUUACUUUCAUAUGACGCAGUACGAGUUCCUGCGCGUAAAAGCGAAUAUGCAAUCCAUUGGUCUAAUCGAGUGCCUUGUUUGAACGCAUAUUUGCGAGAAUGGAUUAGACAGAUAGAAAAAGAGAAUAUAUAAAAAUAUAUAUAUAUUAUAUUCAGUAUAUAGAUAUUCACAGUAUACAUACAUUUUAACAUACAUUCCAUAUACGAAUAUCCUAACAUAUGAAAGUAUUCUCGGAGUAACUCCGUGGCUAUUGUGCAAUACAAUAUAUUCACGAUAUGUGCGUAAUGUGUUAAUAAGGGCAAAUAAUGUUUCACUGUGAAUUACGUUUAUAUAGUUUUAUUGAAGUUCAUCCACACCAAUGGAUUUUGUUUUUCCUCUUUUCUUUUCGGCCAUCGUGCGUAUGAAUGCUUAUGUAUGGUUUUUCUCAUCCGCGAUCGAAUGUUGUGUAUAAAAAGACAUGCUGCACAAAAUCAAAAUCAUAAAUCUACUACUGUAUUUACUCCAAAAUGUUCUUAUCUACUUAAUUCUAAACUUGUAGUAUUAAAUAAGUUAAAAUUUUUAUCGUAAUGAGUUAUUAAUUUUGUCGAUUUGUUUUACACCCGUGGUUCUCAACCAUUUUUAAUUAGAUACAGGUUAGCAAUUUAAAUUUCUGGUGGUGCUCUGGCUAAUUUAUGUCGUACUGAUGCGUUUAUAGGGCCGACAAGAGGUGAGGAAACGGAGAUGUAGCCCUGGUGCGCGAUCCGGAAUCUGUAUAAUAAAAUUUCAGUUUAGAAAAAUGUUCGUAAUUUCGAGUG
This is a messenger RNA of Centruroides sculpturatus (bark scorpion), 4191 nucleotides long. Its product is annotated as monocarboxylate transporter 12-like. Gene Ontology annotation, molecular function: monocarboxylic acid transmembrane transporter activity. NCBI's taxonomy places the organism in Eukaryota, Metazoa, Arthropoda, Arachnida, Scorpiones, Buthidae. Gene Ontology annotation, biological process: monocarboxylic acid transport; transmembrane transport. The transcript has 6 exons. The record is from RefSeq and is a predicted model, not a curated record. Bases 577 to 2817 code for a protein of 746 amino acids.